AUUGUUUUCAUGUUCCUCCUCUCCCCUUCCCUCCUCUUCCCUUCCUCUGAUCUAAUCCACUAUUAAUAUUCUAUCCCCCCGAUACCAAACUGUUUACCUCGUCUUCUUCGUCGUCAAUCCAGCUCACGAUUCAGAGCGUCGAGAAAAGUACAAAGACCAACACGUACUGUCACUCAUCACGGCAUCCGCAGCCUCCCCGUCUCUCGACCCCUACAUACGCUGUGCCAAUACCAAGACGAGGUCCCUUUGGACAGGACCCAACAUCCAGCUCGAUUCUUCAGACACCUGACGCAAAAAAAACGGCAGACGCUCGCGUGCACACUCAUACGCAGGCCAAAGGAUCAAAUUGCUCUGCUACCACUUUCCUGUGUUGCAAGAUCUCCCAACUCAUACCAAAAAAAAAAAAAAAAGGAGGCUGCGGACUGUUGGUUCGACACAGAACGCUCAACCAAAACCACGACAGAAUAAACGCAUGCAGCCACGAGCAAUGGGAUAAAGACCAAGCUUUUCCAACAGACGUCUUUUCCCCCUUCUCUUUGCGUCUUCGACUCUUGGCUUCCAAGGUCUCAUCGUCCUUUUGCCAGACCAACCCACUUCGCCGACCUUGACCCGACUUAUUGGGUUGUAUUUCGCGUUGGCUGACACUCGGGGGACACACUCUUUGCUCACCUGUCGCCCAUCCUCCCCCCUCCAUUUGUCAAGGCCUAGGCCAGAGAAUUGGAGACCCCUCGGAAUCGCCGCGGACUACCUCACCCUCCAAAACCCGACCAGCACUUGCACCAGCACCAAGCGUUUCUUCUUGGUGGUGUGUGGCCCAAUUACGUGUCGGCCCAUCCCUGAUCAGAGCACCCUUCUCCGCUGCUGUCGCUGAGCCCACCGGCCACACUCCGAAGAGCAAUGGCGGCCGUCCUUACCAACCUGGCGGUGCCCCAGCCCGCUCCCCUGCCCCAAGACAAGCAACAUUCCGAGCAACAAAACUCAAGUAGCUUGUCCUCGUCCCCCCGCCAAUUCCCGACCGAUCUUACUUCUCCCAUCCUCGAAGAAAUCGAUGAGUCCGAAAGCGAAUCGCCGAAUGAACCUGUGACCCCCAUUAGCAGCGGGAGACAGUCCCAGGAGUUUACCACCCUUCCCAGCCAAGACCAUCACGAUAUUACUCUCGCCCCCGAAAGCCAGCCUACCCAUCAGGUGCAGCCUGCGCCGAAACCUCUUUUGGUCAACACAGCACCCACCCCCACGGUCUCGCCCGCAAACUCGGCCACGACACCAAAGCCCGCCAACCCUCCAGCUCCAGCUGAACCUACUCCUGACCAAGAGCCGCCACCCACUCCGCUGCAGAGACGGCCUACUCGAGGCUCCACGACCAGCUUUAAGCGGACCAUGUCCAACAUCUUUCGAAGAUCCAACUCGUCCAUCAACCGACCAGAGUUCGACUUCUUGGGCCAAGCCAACGACGCCUCCGAGAGUGCAGUGAUUGACUCGACACCUGCCAAGAGCAGUGGCAGACGUUUCUCAAUGAACAGAUCAAGCAACACCACGAGGUCUAAUUCGCCUCCAUCGCCGGGCUCGCCCGUCGACACCGCCUCAUCGUACAAAGAGGCUUCGACCAUGCCUUCUCAGGAUGACUUCAAGAAGAAGAACAGGGCCUCGACUGGCUUCACCAGCCUGCGCGGACGCGCUGUCAACUUCGUCGGCGCCAACGUCCCUGGACGGGAAAAGCACGCACCCAAGAAGCCGGUCCCUCUUGGAAGGAGACGCGCCAGCAGUUUCGAAGCUCGCCUCGAAAGCCGUCAUCUUGCGCCUGCGUCGGACAAUCACUACAAGAACCCCGUCCUGCCGAUGCAAGGAUCGUCUCCCUGGGCUCAAAUGCCCGACGCUGGUGUAGGUGUCAAGGCCCGUCGCAUGAGUCUGAGCCUCCCCGAUGACUUCCAGGUCGACGUUGUCGAGCUUCUCUCCGAGUUCGAGUACCAGCACAAACUGCUUGGCCGUCACGGCAAGCACCUGGGCAAGGGAGCCACCUCCAAGGUCACAAUGAUGUGCCGAAAGGGAUGCCCGAAUGAAUUAUACGCAGUCAAGGAGUUCAGAGGCAAGAGAAAGAAGGAGACGGAGGACGAGUACGUCAAGAAGAUCAAAUCAGAAUUCAGUAUCGCUAAGAGCCUGCACCACCCCAACAUCGUCGAGACGGUUCGUCUUUGCACAGAUCACGGACGCUGGAACCACGUCAUGGAAUACUGUUCGGAAGGUGAUCUCUACGGACUCAUCGCCAAGCGGUACAUGACGGACCCGGCGAGACAGAGUGAUCGUCUUUGCUUGUUCAAGCAGCUCAUCCAGGGCGUCAACUACCUCCACAGCAACGGCAUUGCCCACCGCGACAUCAAGUUGGAGAACCUCCUCAUUACCAAGGACAGCAAGCUGAAGAUCACCGACUUUGGCGUAUCAGAAGUCUUUACUGGCCAUCACCCCGGCUUCCGGGAAGCCGGUGGGCAGUGCGGUAAGGGCAUGUGCGACGAGAUCCGCUUGUGCAAGCCCGGAAUGUGCGGCAGCGAGCCGUACACGGCACCCGAGGUCAUUCUCAAGCAGGAUGAGUACGACCCUCGCGGCCUCGACGUGUGGAGCUCCGCCGUCGUCAUGAUUUACCUUACUUUCGGAGGCAACAUCUGGAAGAGAGCCGAUACCUCGCACGAGGGCUACAGACUUCUUCUCAAGGGAUGGGAGAAGUGGGAGGCCAAGCACCCCGACCCCGAUGCUCGCAUGACGGAAACAGACUACCCUCACUAUCCGGCUUUCGACCUGAUGGUCUCUCCGCCCGCGCUCCGCCGUGUGCUUCUCAUGAUGCUCAACCCCAACCCGGCAAAGCGCGCAUCCAUCUCAGAGAUUGCCAAUCACCGCUGGGUCAAGAACAUCGAAUGCUGCCAGCUCGAGAGCUAUGACGACCCGGCCAACCUCAUCGACGCCACCAAGAAAGGGAGUGCACAGCUCAACACUAAGAAAGUGUUCUGCCACAACCACUUGCCACUCGAGAGCCACGGCCACUCACUCGGAAAGAUGCCGGGUCAAAUGGGUUAUUGACUACACCCGGAUACGACGAUACGACUUUUUACGUGUUUGAUUUUCUGCAUAGCCACGAUUCUAUCUUUUGGAGUCGGCUCCAUAUUAUAAGUUUGCAACAGCAAACUCACAACACCAGGCGUUCAUAGAGAGGCUGAUGCAAAGAGCUUUCCAUAAGGCUUGGAAUUGUUUUUUUCGGAACGCACACCUGAGAACACUUUGGAGGCAGCAGAGACCGCUGCAACACAGCCCUGCAGUGCGCCAUGGGCGCGUAUACGCAGUAAGACAAACAUUCAGGCUGAUGAAGGGGGACAUUCAGAAUGUGCAUCGCCAUACAUAAUCAAACCACCUUCUUUGAUAAUUCGCACAUGCACGCCCGUGUCCCAGAGUCAAACCUACGCUAAGAGGGUGGUGAAAGAUGUGCCUGCCUGGGUGCGUAGGCACUAGGAAAAGGGGGAGGACAGGCAUUGUGUGAAUUGUUGUGUUGUGCGCGCGUGUAAGUAGAGACGCCCAGCAUGCUUCAGUAGCUUGGUGUGAUAGACAAAAGCUUGGCAUUGGUUGGGA
Messenger RNA from Colletotrichum destructivum, 3609 nucleotides. RefSeq names its product Putative serine/threonine-protein kinase, active. Gene Ontology annotation, molecular function: ATP binding; protein serine/threonine kinase activity. NCBI's taxonomy places the organism in Eukaryota, Fungi, Ascomycota, Sordariomycetes, Glomerellales, Glomerellaceae. The coding region runs from base 898 to 3066 and encodes 722 amino acids. The transcript is spliced from 2 exons. Gene Ontology annotation, cellular component: cytosol. The record is from RefSeq and is a predicted model, not a curated record. Gene Ontology annotation, biological process: protein phosphorylation; intracellular monoatomic cation homeostasis; intracellular signal transduction.